Oryctolagus cuniculus (rabbit) is the source of this 8236-nucleotide messenger RNA. Lineage: Eukaryota; Metazoa; Chordata; Mammalia; Lagomorpha; Leporidae. The record is from RefSeq and is a predicted model, not a curated record.
UAGGCGCGCCCAUUUCAGAUUGCUAAACUCCACAGUCAGGAGGGAAAAAAAAAAAAUCUGGGAGGAGGUGGCUGGCCACACCCCGCGGUGCCCGAGAGUUUCCCCCGCAGAGGAAGGCCGCCCAGGCAGACGCCGGCGAGAUGCGGAGCCCGCCGCUGCUGACCGCCGCCCACCUCCUCUGCCUGUGCUGCGCGGCAGUGGCCGCGGCCCCCCGGCCCCGGUUUCUGGUGACAGCCCCAGGGAUCAUCAGGCCCGGAGGAAAUGUGACUAUUGGAGUGGAGCUUCUGGAACACAGUCCCUCACAGGUCACUGUGAAGGCAGAGCUGUUCAAGAUGGCAUCAAACCUAAACGUGUCUGUCCUGGAAGCAGAAGGGGUCUUCGACAAAGGCUCUUUCAGGACACUUACUCUUCCAUCAAUACCCCUGAACAGUGCAGAUGAGAUGUAUGAGCUACGUGUAACUGGACGUGCCCAGAAUGAGAUUUUAUUCUCUAAUAGUACCCGCUUAUCAUUUGAGACCAAGAGAAUAUCUGUCUUCAUUCAAACAGACAAGGCCCUGUACAAGCCAGCACAAGAAGUGAAGUUUCGGGUUGUUACACUCUUCUCAGAUUUCAAGCCUUACAAAACUUCUCUAAACAUUCUACUUAAGGACCCCAAGUCCAAUUUGAUCCAACAGUGGUUGUCGCAGCAAAAUGAUCUUGGAGUGGUUUCUAAAACUUUCCAGUUAUCUUCCCAUCCAAUAGUUGGUGAUUGGUCCAUUCAAGUUCAAGUGAAUGACCAGACAUAUUAUCAAUCAUUUCAUGUUUCAGAAUAUGUGUUGCCAAAAUUUGAAGUGGUUUUGCAGACACCAUUAUAUUGUUCUUUGAAUUCCAAGAAUUUAAACGGUUCUAUUACAGCUAAGGAUCUCAAGAAAUGCAAGCUCCAAUGUGUUUUUCAAACAGCAUGAUUAUAUCAUCGAAUUUUUUGAUUAUGCUGCUGUCUUGAAGCCGUCUCUCAACUUCACAGCUACUGUGAAGGUUGCCCGUUCUGAUGGCCAUCAGCUAACUCCUGAAGAGAGAAGCAAUAAUGUCGUCAUAGCAGUGCUGCAGAGAAACAGCACCAACCUCUGGACCAGGUGGAGCAGCAGAAAUGAGGAAACAGCAGCCGUCCAGAACAUCAGUUAUGCUCUCCCCCCAAGUGGAAUCUUUACGAUUGAAUUCCCAAUCCUGGACAAUUCCGCUGAGCUACAAUUGAAGGCCUAUUUUCUUGACAGUGUAAGUAGCAUGGCAGUCCAUGGUAUGUUUACAUCUCCUAGUAAGACAUACAUCCAGCUCAAAACAAGAGAUGAAAAUGUCAAGGUGGGGUCACCGUUUGAGUUGGUGGUUACUAGCAACAAGCCCUUGAAGGAGUUAAGCUAUAUGGUAGUAUCCAGGGGACAGUUAGUGGCUGUAGGCAAACAAAAUUCAACAAUCUUCUCUUUAACACCAGAAAGUUCUUGGGCUCCAAAAGCUUGUAUAAUUGUGUAUUAUAUUAAAGAUGAUGGGGAAAUUAUAAAUGAUGUUCUCAAAAUUCCUGUUCAACUUGUUUUUAAAAAUGAGAUAAAGCUGUUUUGGAGUAAAGCUAGUGCUAAACCAUCUGAGAAAGUGUCUCUUAAGGUCUCUGUGACACAGCCUGACUCCAUAAUUGGCAUCACAGCUGUUGAUAAAAGUGUGAAUCUGAUGAAUGCCUCAAAUGAUAUGUCAGUGGAAAAUAUGAUACUUUGGAGUAUGCUGAGAGGUUUGUGGAGGAAAAUGAUGGGAACAUGGUAGACAUUCACGACUUUUCUUCCGUUGAUUACCCACAUGUCAGAAAGCAUUUUCCAGAGACUUGGAUUUGGAUAGACACCCAUAUGGGAUCCAAGACUGACCAAGAAUUUGAAGUGACUGUACCUGAUUCCAUCACUUCUUGGGUUGCAAAUGCCUUUGUCAUCUCUGAAGACUUAGGUCUUGGACUAACAACUGCUCCAGUGGAGCUACAAGCCUUCCAGCCAUUUUUCAUUUUUUUGAAUCUUCCCUACUCUCUUAUCAGAGGUGAAGAAUUUGCUUUGGAAGUAACCAUAUUCAGUUAUUUGAAAGAUGCUAUUGAGGUUAAGGUAAUAAUUGAGAAAAGUGACAAAUUUGAUAUUCUAAUGACUUCAAGUGAAAUAAAUGCCACGGGACACCAGCAAACCAUUUUGGUCCCCAGUGAGGAUGGGGCGACUGUUGUUUUCCCUGUCAGGCCAACACAGCUGGGAGAAAUUCCUAUCACAGUAAUAGCUGUUUCACCCAGUGCUUCCGAUGCCAUCACCCAGAGGAUUUUGGUAAAGGCUGAAGGAAUAGAAAAAUCGUAUUCACAAUCCAUCUUAAUGGACUUGACUGACCCAAAACUGCGAAGUACCACAAAAACUUGGAGUUUCUCAUUUCCUCCUGACACAGUCAGUGGCAGUGAAAGAGUUCAGAUCAAUGUAGUAGGAGACAUUCUUGGUCCAUCCAUCAGUGGCUUAGCCUCACUGAUUCAGAUGCCUUCUGGCUGUGGUGAACAGAACAUGAUAAAUUUUGCUCCAAAUAUUUAUGUUUUGGAUUAUCUAAUGAAAAAGAGACAACUGACAGAUAAUUUAAGAGAAAAAGCCCUUGCCUUCAUGAGACAAGGUUACCAGAGAGAACUUCUCUACCAAAGAGAAGAUGGCUCUUUUAGUGCUUUUGGGAAUGUUGAUCCUUCUGGGAGCACUUGGUUGUCAGCUUUUGUUUUAAGAUGUUUUCUCGAAGCUGAUCCAUAUAUAGAUAUCGAUCAGAAUGUGUUACACAGAACAUAUACUUGGCUCAAAGGACAUCAGACACGCAACGGUGAAUUUUGGGAGCCAGGAAGAGUGAUCCAUAGUGAGCUUCAAGGUGGCAAUAACAGUCCUGUGACACUCACAGCCUACAUUGUGACUUCUCUCCUGGGAUAUAAAAAAUAUCAGCCUAAUAUUGAUGUGCAAGACUCUGUCAGCUUUUUGGAGUCACAGCUCGACAGGGAAGUUUCAGACAAUUAUACCCUGUCUCUCAUAACCUACGCCUUGUCAUCAGUGGGUAGUCCUAGAGCGAAGGAAGCUUUGAAUGUGCUGACCCAGAGAGCAGAACAAGAAGAAGGCAUGCGGUUCUGGGUGUCCUCAGUGUCUAAACUCUCUGAGUCCUGGCAGCCCCGCUCCCUGGACAUCGAAGUCGCAGCCUAUGCACUCCUCUCACACUUCCUGCAACAUCAAGUGGCUGAGGGCAUCCCAGUUAUGAGGUGGCUAAGCAGGCAGAGAAAUAGCCUGGGAGGUUUUGCAUCUACCCAGGAUACCAUUGUGGCCCUGAAGGCCCUGUCUGAAUUUGCAGCCCUGAUGAAUACAGAAAGGACCGAUAUCCAAGUGACUGUGAUGGGGCCUAGCUCACCGAGUCCUACCAAGUUUCUCAUUAAGACGCACAGCCGCCUACUCCUUCAGUCAGCAGAGCUUCCUGUGGAACAGCCAACUACAGUUAAUAUUUCUGCAAAUGGUUUUGGAUUUGCUAUUUGUCAGUUCAAUGUUAUUUAUAAUGUGAAAGAGUCAGGAUCUGCUAGAAGACGAAGAUCUAUUCAAAAUGAAGAAGCCUUUGAUUUAGAUGUUGAUGUAAAAGACAAUAAAGAUGAUAUCAAUCGUGUGAAUUUAAAUGUGUGCACAAGGUUUUUGGGUCCAGAUAGGAGUGGCAUGGCCCUUAUGGAAGUGAACCUACUCAGUGGCUUUACUGUGCCUUCAGAUGCAGUUCCUCUGAGUGAGACAGUGAAGAAAGUGGAACAUGAUCAUGGAAAACUCAGCCUCUAUUUAGACUCUGUAAAUGAAACCCAGUUUUGUGUGGAUAUUCCUGCUGUGAGAAACUUUAAAGUGUCAAAUACUCAAGAUGCUUUGGUGUCCAUCGUGGAUUACUAUGAGCCAAGGAGACAGGUGGUGAGAAGCUACAACUCCAAAGCGAAGCUGUCCUCCUGUGACCUCUGCAGAGGCGUCCAGGGCUGCCGGCCUUGUGAGGAUGGUGCAGCGGCCUGCCUUCAUCACUCUCCGCUCCUCUUCGUUUUCUGUGUCCUGCUUCUCUGCUCUUUGCAGUAUUGGCUGUGAUGAGUGUUUGAAGGACUCCACGAAACACAGACAUUUCCAGAAGACACAUGUGAUUGUUUUGUUUUCGUAAUUGCAUAUUGCCUCUAUUUUGAGAAACAUUUUUUUUUCUUUCUUUCCGUGGGGUUUGGGGGCAUGGUGUCUAACAGGUUCCAGUAUGUAUAGCUGUGUAGAUUUCUGUGUGUGGAAGACCAGAAUGUCUACAGCUCUAUAUCUUUAUUUCCCCCACAACUCUCGAAAGCUCUCAGGAUUUUGGGGAGAGUGUUUGUUUUCUCCAGAAUAAAAGUGUCAUUUUUAGGUUAGCCCUUCUUCUUGUUUUGUGAAAGAAAGGAGUCCAGGUUCCUAAGCAUUGAGAUACAUCAGCAGUUGUGUCCAUGUUAAAGAUGGGUUUCCCUGGGAGCUGGAUGGGGACAGCAACCAGCAGAGGGAGCUUGUUCUGACCCUUCUCCUUCCCUCCUCCUCCCUGUCCCUUCCUCAUCCCAACCCACUCCCAGUGGUCUCUCUUAACUGCACAUUACUUCUAUCUUUUUAGAAUGUAGAUUAUAGAUUGUUUUACAACUGAAAUGGCCUUUAUCUACCCCAAACCCACCCCAGCCUUUGCCCUCCUGCCUUUUCCUUCUGGAAAGAAGAAAGAGCAAGGCCAUGUGUCAAGGUGAGACGUGCACUUGAUACUGCUCCCUGGGGCAUGGGUAUGCGCUCUCCUCAGCCCCGGCUCUGUUCCCCAGGAGAGGGCCAAAGAACACUGCAAAAUUUGCCUUAUGUGACUUGGAAUAGAGGGUCUUGGACUGGGAGACACUGGAGAAGCCAAGGUUACAGUGAGAUACCCUACACCACCUCCUCCUGGUCUGAGGAGGAAGUUGGGUUGACAUGGCUGCUUCAGGGUGUUGGCUGGGAAUCCUGCAGAACCUCACGAGGCUCUGGUGCUCCGCCCCCUUCUGCCAGCUGUACAGUGACAGCUGGGGCUGGCUGUGAAUCUUUAGGGAGAUGCUUAAAUUCUGAGCACCCAGGUCAACCUGUGUCCCGAAGGGUGGUAGUGUUUAGUUUUUCUGGUUGGAAAUAAAAAAAUCCCUUUCUUUCCUCUCUCCUUUUCCUCUCUUCCUGCGUUCUGUCAUUUCUUCCCCUUUCCCUUCUAAAUGUACUGACAUAGUUUAAGUAUAUUUUAAAACUUUCACUUAACACCAAUCUUACUAAAUAUAAGAAAUGAUUUCAUUUUACUCCUGAACUCCAUGGUGUUUGUCACAUAGACAUGGAAAGAGAAUUGCAUUGGACUCUACUGAGCUUGCGUUAUACACUUUUCAGUUAUCUCAGAGUAAGUCUAUCAAAAGUGAAGAAUGCAAAUAUAUCUCUUAAAGUUAAUUAAGAAGAUGCUCUUAUUUUAGUAAAUUUUUAGAAAUCUUACUAGAGUGUAUUGCUUAUGGAUAUUUUGGAUACCAUGAUAGCAACGACCACCAUUCGGUAGUUUAAGGCUUGUAUCCUCUAUGUAGAAAAUAGAUCCUCAGAAAGGUCUAUGAAGAGAGUGCUUAAAUAUCAAAACAUAAGUUUCUUAUAUGUUUACAAAUGAGGAAGAGCGUUUAUGUCUGUUACACCUUUGAAGCAGUCUGUUCUGAAAGACGCACUUGUCCUGGCUGACCCUCCUUGUGAUGGGUGAUUUUGGCCUUUAUACUCUGGGCUCUCCCUAGAGUUAAAAUCAUCUUACAAUGAAAUUGGGGGUUGGUGCUGGCAAAGAAUGUGUCCCUGCCUCUGUCCUGCCCAGGACACCGUAUGCUGGCUAUCAAGACCUUAUAUUCUUCAGUAAAUAAGCUUCACUGAAUGUCUAGUGUUGCACAUUAGAAAAUACUCAAAUGGAAAGAGGGUUGUAUCUUUUUAGGACCACAUUUCUUCACUUGAAAAGCGAAUUUAAGUACCUUUUUUGUGAUGUGCUUGAGAUUUUGAAGUUAAAAGUCAACUUUUGAGCCAUCUGUUUUUAUUAUAAAUUUAUUAGAAGUGAGAAAGAGGAGGAGGAAGGAUUGAUUGGCACUGCCUGGGGCCUUUGGGAUGUCUUGGCCUCUUCCUCUUCCUCUUUCUCACAGAGAAUUUGCUCUGCUGCAAGCCGUAGGUUCAGAGUAGAAGUGAUUUAAAAAUCAUAAGCAUGAGGAGAAAAGGAGUACAUGCAGUAGCCAUGGUAAGUAGGAUAAACUAUUUUCUUUAUAGGCUAAGAGCAAUAAUAUUAGAAAAUUCAUCUUACUUUGAAGUUUGCUCAUGCUGAAUCUGCUCUGUUAGAAUGCUGUCAGUUUCAUCUACUGAUGCAGACUGAUCUGAAUUCUGCCUUCUCCCCCACUGUUUGGGAGGCUUCUUAAGACUCCAGCAUACGCCAGUGCUAAUUUUGACUGGCCCAUGGUUUUAGAGACAGAAUUUUGGGAAAAACUAAUAGCCAAAGCAAUUCUAGGUCAGAACAACCUUAUAUUUGGUUUUAUCAUCUUAAUACUUCACUUACAAUUCUAAAAAAACCAGUUAAACCUCAUUAAAAUAGGCCCAGUCAAAUGAUAUACUUCCUUUUAUUGUGUAUUUCUAUUGUGUUCUCUCAUAAUACUAAAAAAAUAGUCUAUUUGGGUUAGUAUUUUGGGUAUGUUAUAAUCUGAGGUGCAUUGUACUCAUAAAGAAUUCAAAUGAGCAUCUACUGCCUGUUUGUCACUUAUGUAUAUAAUAUUGUAUCUUACACAGACACAUUUUCAGAAUUGUAGAAAUGGUUCUCACUUCACCUAUUCUUUUGAGUAUGAAAAUAUUUUAAAAAGAAAUUAUAUUUAGCCUUAAUUUCUGCUUAUGCUGAGUAUAGUUAUAAAUUGCCUGACAAUGCCAACUCUCUUUAUUCUGAUAAAUUCAAUUAUUUCAUGACAUUUAUGGCUGUUCCCUGACAUAAAAAGAAUUGGAACUAUGAUUGUCUUUGACAUUUUAUUAACUGUUAUCAUGUAGUCUGGAGUUCUUUGUAAUAAACCUCACUUUUUCUGAUUUGUUUUAUUGAACUUUAAAACUCAUUUGUAUUUUAAAAAGUUAUAAAUACUCUCAAUGUAAGGACAGUGAUUAUUUUGGGUCUACCAAGUGGCUACCAUGGAUCAAGGUGUCAUGGUAGAUAGCUCAUUUCUUGCAUGUUGUAAAUUUGAGACAUCUAUAUUAAGUGGACUCACUCUUGAAUAAGCUUCAGAACAUUUUAUAUUCUCAGUAGAGACUUCUGAUAGGUGCAAGAGUGUAUUUCUCAAUUUUAUUUGUUUUCAAAUUCCAGCACUUUUAAGAACUUAAAAUUUUCCUGUCAUCUAUUCUAAUGAUAUCCAUGCUAAUAUUAAAUAUCUUAAAUUACUUUGAGAUUAACUUGAGGUGCAAUUUUUUUUUUGAUCACUACUUUGAAUAGAGAACUGUUAUUCUAGUUUCUUCAGGAAACUAAGCAAUACAUGUAACUUUUGAAUUAAGUAUGUAUUCUUGAAAGGAGACUUGUUUUGAGACUAUUUCUAGCCAAUAGGUUGUGUUUUCAUGUGCCAUGUUAUAUCAUUUCAUAAAACAUGUUGUCCUUUUCAUGUCUGUUGUAAGAAAGGAAAUAGGUAUUUCCUGGGUGAUUUCUGAGUUUCUUAUUUCAAAGGAUGUUUAAUACAUUGACAUGCAUGUGUCUCUGUGAUAGGGAUGAAUGACAUUGAAAUGUGUGUUGCUUCAUUUUAAAGAAUCAUCCUAUCUCAUAUUGUCAUGAAGUCAACAUUCAGUCUUCUGCCCGGCAUAUUGACUUGGCAGUAGAAGGAGUCCCUUUGCAGAUUUUUAAGAUUUAUCUUUGAUAGCUUCAAUAGACUGUGGCUUGAUUCUGGCCCUUCAACCUUUUAAGUUACAGAGUUUUAGUAAGAUAUAGUUGAUAUGGUGAAGUCAAUCUCUUUGUACAUGGGAAACUUUAUAAAAUUUCAUUCAUAAAUUCUCUAUUUUGAAAAGCUAUUUUGCAUAUGAGAAGUGUAUUGUUGAAAUAAACAUUAUUUUCUAGGAACUAAAGCUUUACAUAUUGAUCAGGGUGAUUUUGAAAGUUUUCAUUCAUAUUGGAUUGUUAUGUUAUUGUUAAUUGUGUACUAUAAUGUAUUCAACAGGAAAUAAUGAUUUACCGAUAAAAAUAAAAAUUCUCACCUAUUUCA